AUGCAUAAAAUUACUGGGUUGCUACCUGAAGACGGGCCACGCUCCAAUUAUGGGCCUUGUCCCAAUGAAAGGCUGUUGCCUAAGCAUGGGUCUCGUCCCAAAAAACAACCAAAAACCACUAUGUGUGAAUUAUUGUAUUAUUUCACGUUUUCUACAGACACUGACAAUGCAUUUUAUGUAGAACGUUUGCAAAAGUUCUCAACAUCAUCAAUUUUAGCAGCCAAAACUGCAGCUCUUCAGAUAAAUUUUGUUUCGUUAUCAUCAUUAACAGCUUUGAGCAAGUCCUUGUCCCAUUGCAGUUCCUUUUUUUUUACUUCAAGGUCCAGCUUAAAUUUGAAUAACAAGUUCAAUAGUACUAAUGUAGACUCUCUUAUUUUCAAUAGUACCAAAUGUAUUGACUUGUAUACAGAAUAUGUUGAUCUGAACACCGAAUGUUUUAAUUUUAAUGCUAUAUGUAUUGAUUCCAAAUACAAAUUAAAUUUCCGCAAAAGUAUUAAUAGAAAUAUCAACAACUCCACGAAUUCUGCCUUAUCUCGCCCAAAAAAAGAUACAUUCAAGGAUUUACAGCACAGGAUAAAUUACUGUGAACUUAACCUUAGUGGUGAUAUUGAAGUUAAUCCUGGUCCUGCUUUUGUUGAUCCUGCAAAAACUAUUCAUGCUCCUUAUUGCCAAGGUGACGUUAGUGUAUUUGGCGAAAAUGCAGGUCGGCAAUGUGUGGCUAUGAGUUUAUGUUCCUUAAUAUAUACGCACAGCAAUGGAUCAAUACCUGAUUCGACAGCUUUAAUAAACAUUAUGAAGUUCGGCGAUGAACUAUACUCGAUAUUGUCUAGCUUAUCAAAACAGCGUUAUUUAUUACUUACAGAACUGCCCACAAUGCUUACACUUGGCGAUACCAACUAUUCGCUUGAGCUUAGUGAGAGUUACAGUGGUAACCUUCAUUUAGAUGCUGUUAAUGAAAACAUUCCAUUUGUGAUGCCAAUAAAUGCAGCUUUAGAACAGUUAGGCCAAGAACAAUUUAAUUCAUUUCUUUUAACUAUCGAGCUCAACACUGUGGCCAUCUUUAUUGAGAAUAAUAAUUUAUUUAAGGUAUUUGAUUCGCAUGCAAGAGACUUGUAUGGUAUGCCCCACCCUUGUGGUUCAUGUGUGCUGUUAAAGUUUGAUUCUAUUUGGAAAUUGACAGAAUAUUUUAAGUUUUUGUACGCACCUGGUGCUAUAUUUGAACUUAAAGUAGUUAAAAUUAUAAAUAUUGAGUGCAAUGAACAGUUACAAAAUGUAAAUUCAAAUGAAGUCAUUACAGAUGCAACCACAAUUAGUAAUGACACAAGUUUGAACUGCACUUCAGCAGCUGCAGACGACAUAUCAAGCCAUAUUUGUACUCUCUAUACUCAGGAAUGUUCAGUUUACAUUUAUGCUAUUUGCUUUUCUACAAUUAUGACAUGUAGUUAUUGA
This is a messenger RNA of Paramuricea clavata, 1449 nucleotides long. Lineage: Eukaryota; Metazoa; Cnidaria; Anthozoa; Malacalcyonacea; Plexauridae. The record is from the annotation of a GenBank genome assembly.